Haemorhous mexicanus (house finch) is the source of this 4607-nucleotide messenger RNA. It is a transcript of the gene CABLES1, whose product is annotated as Cdk5 and Abl enzyme substrate 1. Gene Ontology annotation, biological process: regulation of cell cycle; nervous system development. The record is from RefSeq and is a predicted model, not a curated record. Bases 1 to 1575 code for a protein of 524 amino acids. Gene Ontology annotation, cellular component: cytosol. The transcript has 10 exons. Lineage: Eukaryota; Metazoa; Chordata; Aves; Passeriformes; Fringillidae.
AUGGCGGCGGCCGCCACCGCCGCCAGCCCUGGAAGUCCCGCCGCCGGGCCCCUGCCGCCGCCGGCAGAGCCCUGCCCCAGGAAAGCGCCGCAGCCGCCGCCGCAGCCGCCGCCGCCGGCGCGCAGCGACCCCCGCCGCAGGCAGGCCGCGCUCUCCUUCCUCACCAGCAUCUCCCUCGACGGGCGGCCCCCGCCGCCGGGCAACGACGGCCCCGCCGCCCGGCCCCGCCAGGCGCAGCCGCCGCCGCGGCUGGGCAGCCCCCCGGCGGCGCCCGCCGAGCCCCCGGAGGAGGAGGAAGACGAGGAGGAGGAGGAGGACGCCUUCGCCGCGGUGCAGGUGCCGCCCGCCGUCUUCCUGGGCGCCGCGGCGGCGGGCAGCCGCGGCCGCCUCAACUCCUUCACGGCGGGGGUGUUGCCGGCGCCCUUCGGCCGCACCAGCCCCCAGGGCAGCAUCGGCGGCAGCGGAGAGCUGGGGCAGCCCGGCCCCGCCGCCGCCUUCGAGCUGCAGCGGUCCCGACGUCGGCUGAUCUCCCAGCGAUCUUCUCUGGAGACUCUGGAGGACAUUGAGGAAAAUGCCCCACUGAGGAGAUGUCGGACACUCUCAGGAUCACCCAGACCAAAGAACUUUAAGAAGGUUCAUUUUAUCAAGAACAUGCGGCAGCACGAUACCAGAAACGGCAGAAUAGUCCUUAUCAGCAGCAGAAGAUCCUUCUGUAGCAUAUUUUCAGUGCUGCCAUAUCGAGACUGUACCCAAGUCGGGGACAUGAAGCUGGAUGGUGGACGCCAGUGCCAUUCUACUGGAGUGUGUCUGAAAGAAAUAAUUGGUCUUGAAGGUGUGGAGCUCGGAGCAGAUGGGAAGACGGUUUCUUAUACACAGUUCCUAUUUCCCACCAAUGCCCUGGGAACUCGGAGGAACACAAUAGACUCCACCUCAUCUUUCUCCCAAUUUCGCAAUGCAAGCCAUCGUAGCCUUUCUUUGGGAAGAGCUAACAGCACCCAGGGGAGCAUUGAUGCAGGUAGCGACCUGGGAGACUUUGUUGAAUACGACCCCAAUCUUUUAGAUGAUCCCCAGUGGCCAUGUGGCAAACAUAAGCGGGUUUUAAUAUUUCCUUCAUAUAUGACCACGGUCAUAGACUACGUGAAGCCAUCAGAUCUCAAGAAGGACAUGAAUGAGACCUUUAAGGAGAAGUUCCCUCACAUCAAGCUAACCCUCAGUAAAAUAAGAAGCUUGAAGAGAGAAAUGCGCAAGCUUGCUCAAGAAGAAUGCGGUUUCGAAGAGCCCACAGUGGCCAUGGCCUUUGUCUACUUUGAGAAGCUCGCUCUCAAGGGGAAGCUGAACAAGCAGAAUAGAAAGCUUUGUGCUGGAGCUUGUGUUCUUUUAGCAGCCAAAAUUGGCAGUGACCUCAGAAAACAUGAAGUCAAGCAUCUUAUAGAUAAACUGGAAGAGAAGUUCCGGCUGAACAGGCGAGAGCUGAUUGCCUUCGAGUUCCCGGUGCUGGUGGCCUUGGAGUUUGCUCUGCACCUCCCCGAGCACGAGGUGAUGCCGCACUACAGACGCCUGGUGCAGAACUCCUAGCGCUGGCUGCCGGCAGGGAAGGGGCUCCCGACUGUUCCUGCUUGGCUCUCCCAAGCCGCAGUUACUACUGGAAAUGCAAAAUCAGACUCCUAACACUUCACUCUCUCUCCCCCCACCCCAAAGCAGUUUUUCUGGCUACAGGAAAUACUGCAUUGACUCUUGGCUUUGACGAAUUUAUGUAUCGUUACUUUCUCAAAGCAGGUGAAGACUGAGCUGUCGGUGAAUAGUUCACGUGCUGAAACUGGGUGGCGACUGACCCUCCCUAUAGGGACUACAGCUAUAAAAGUAGGCAAGAAUUAGAAGGGCAGCCUCCAUGACCACCCCUCUCUCCAUCACACAAACCCUGGAAGCCCACUGAGUGCAUUCUUGUAGCGCUUUUUCUACAGACCUGCUGCAAAAUCCAAGAGAACUUCUUGAAGUGAAAAAGCUUUUAAAGAAGAUAUCUUCACUGUGUCAAAAAGAAUGUGCCAAUCUAUUUUUGUAUCAGCAAUUGAAAGUGCACUUUUUCCUGUGGGGUAUUUGUGUGUGUAUCCUUGCGUGUGUGUGUGUGUGUGUGUGUGUGUGCGUGUGUGUGCGUGACACUGAACUGAUCUCAGUCCAGGUGGUUGGCUUAGCUGUUUCCAAGUGUAUCAGUUACUGAUGGUGAAGAUCAAGGUGACCUUACACGUUUACUCCUUGAAAAACGUAACUACUGGAAAAGUGGUAAAUGGGAUCAUUUUUGGACACUUGGUUUUUUUUAUUCUCUGAUCUUUCCAACAUUGUACCUUUGAAAGGAUUACACUACUACUACUGCGAGAGAAGGAUCAGCAAUUGACCUUAAGUUUUCAGUCAUGUUUGUGGUAAAGAUGAAAGCAUUAGUAUAAGAUUUCUGUGUCAUGUUUUUUAAAAAUAUCUUGUGUUAAGCCACAUGCAUAUUUUUAACCUUCGCACUUUUCCCACUGUGGAGAUGGUUAGACUUGCACUCUGUAGUGUUGUAUUUCUGUGCUCUAUGUUAGAGUGCGUAAUAAGCACAUUUAUUGUGCUUUAUCUUAAAACAGUGUUUUAUUAAAAAAAAAGUGUAGGGCUCAGCAGUUGAUGGGUGUCUUAAGGCUCCAACAGCAGGGGCAUCAGCCAUUACAGUUUUGGGGUUUUAAUUAGGAUUGACUGUGCAAAACCUAAAAUCUGUGCCCAUUGAGAUUCAGUUCCUUUAGACACUGCAGUGCUGGAGUUUUAUGGUAAAACUUCUUGCAGCUUCCCUCGUUCUGACUGGACACCCAGAAAGCUUAAAGGCUUUAUCCAAGCUCCUGAUGCUAUAUCCACGCUAAGCUAAUGCCAUGCCGAUGGAUAUUGUUGAGAUGCUGUUAUCAUGUGGGAUUCCACCCCUGUCCAAUCUUCUCCUGUGCUGGUUCACUUAACAAGACUUGUCCUCAACAUGCCCCACAUGGAUCUGCUAAAGUCAAGUUAUUACAUUUGUGGUAAUUAUAAAAUAAAUAAUAGUCUCAACUGUGAGAUUUCAGCUGAAGCCUUACCUCUCUAAGUUUGGGAAUGCUUGCUCAGAGUAUGAAAAGGGCUUGGGAGCAGAACACAGAGAAGUGGGACAUAUCAGAGGAUGCGAACACACUAAUGCUUACUUUCUUUCACUCUUACUUUAAUCAGUUUUAUUAUUUCCUUCAGUUAAGCCAGGAAACAUCCAGUUUCUUUACCAGCUUUGACUCCUUUAAAUUCUAGUAUGAAACAAGCCUGCAUACAAUUGCUCUACAGGAUCUAGAAAGGUUACAAGUCAGGACAAAUGGGAAUUUGAUUGAUGCUAUUGCUCUCCCCCUAUUCUAAAGGGGAGGGUGACCGGGCUAGCUUACAGUUAUUAGUAAUACUUACCUGAUUACUGAUAUAGAUACAUUCCAACAGGACUGGGGAGGAGGGGGUGAAGAGAAAAGUGUGCACUUAAAGCUUACCAGUAUAACAUCCCAUGUUGCUGCAACCCAUGUGUCACUCAGCCAGCUGCAAAGUGAGGGGAGGGAAGGCAAUCUCCUCUUCCUCCUUCUCCUCCUCCCUCUCCUCCUUUCCCUGGCUCCCACACAGCCAAGGAGCAGUGGAGCAAAGAGCCUGGAGGGCACCUGGAGCCUGUGGCAGCCUUGCUGGUUUAUUCAGACCAAAAAGGCAGUGGGUGUAGUGUGGACCUGUGAUCCAAAACAGUCUGUGGGUCAGCUAGGAGGGCUUUCACCCUUGGCCAUAUCCCUUUCCACACAAAUUGUGUAUAUACAUUGAAGAUUUGUUUCUGAUUGUGGACAUCUGUUUCUAAUAGUGACCACUCAAGGCUAAGCAGAAGCUUUACCUUUCCACCAAGGCUUCUACCUUUUGCUUUUGAGUCUGAUUGUUCUCCUAUAUUGCUUUAUAGCAUUGCAGGGAAAAAGCAAAUUGUGAUUGCAAGAUGCAGACUAAGGAAUGACAGUCUUAGUAGUCUUUAGAGAUGCUGUUGAAUCAAGCUGUCACAUCUUUUGCCUUCUGUGCUGCUACCCAACCCUGAUCUACAGUUUACACAGAUUUCUGGAUGAAAUCUGAUUGCUGGAGACUUUCUGCUUCUCUUUGUUAUCACUGUUGCUUUGGGGGCGGAAAAGGGUUUCAGAGUGAUGUUCAGUUACAGUCUGAAUGUGGAACAAACAAGGUGGUGAGGAUGUUGCACUGUUCACUUAGGAACGUAUAUAAAGCCAUAUGUUGCUAGAUCUCAGAGCACAAAGCUUGGUCAGUACAGUUAUGAUUAGGACAAUGGGCAGGAUUUGCCCCCCUUUUCUGCCCAGCCCUGGGAAAAUUCAGGCUGAAGAGGUAGAGAAAAUCUGUACCAAACAGAAAACAUGUUGAUUGUUUUCCUUUGUCUUACAUGACAAUGAGUGUUGAUUUACAAAUGAUUUUAGGUUCAACUUUAAAUAGUUUGGGAAAAUAAUCCAUUCCAUAUAACUUCUUCUGUUUUGAAAUUAUAUACCGUACACUCUACCAUGCAGAGUUAUUCCUUUUCUAAAAAAAAAAACAGAAUAAAAGUUUUAAAAAAAAUUGAAAAA